AUGGCAUUCCUCUUCAUCAAACAGAAGCUCUUCCCUACAAGAGAAGCAGACAAGCUCUCGGGCAAACGUCUCCUUGCCCGCAUUGACGAGAAUACCAUCCAUGGCGACGCCGAUCAAGAUUUAGAGUCCCAAAGCAACCGCUCCUAUGACACUUUCGGACGAUGCAACAGCCAUGACGACUCAACCACAACAGUGGGCAGCAGCGGAAGCACCCGCUCGCGCAUCAACCCUCGCAUCGUCUCUGACGCGAUUCUCGGUCUCUCAGACGGUUUGACCGUGCCAUUCGCCUUGUCUGCGGGUCUCUCUGCGCUCGGAAACACAAAAGUCGUUGUGCUGGGCGGUCUCGCCGAGCUGGCAGCCGGGGCUAUCUCCAUGGGCCUGGGUGGUUAUGUGGGUGCCAAGAGUGAAGCUGAAUCGUACCAAACCACCGUCCGUGAAACCGAACAAUUAAUCAAAACGGACCCACAAGAGACCCGAGCCAUGGUGCGGGAGACUUUUGCUCCAUAUGGGCUCUCCGACUCUGCCGUCUCGGACAUCACUCACGACCUGCAUGCCUCGCAGGACCGACUCCUCGAGUUCCUGCUUACCUUCCACCACCGCGAGACUGCGCCAGACUGCAACCAGGCCUGGACCUCGGCGAUCACCCUUGCUCUGGGGUACUUCAUUGGUGGCUUUAUCCCGCUGAUCCCGUACUUUAUUCUGUCGCAGGUUAUGGCUGCAUUGUACUGGAGCAUUGGUGUGAUGGCGAUCACUCUGCUUGUGUUUGGGUAUGUGAAGACCUGUGUUGUUCGCGGCUGGUCUGGUCGGGGCAACAUAUUGGCUGGUAUCUGGGGUGGUGUGCAGAUGUGUUGUGUUGGGGGUGUCGCUGCCGGUGCUGCUAUUGGGUUGGUGCAGUUGAUUGAUACAGGGAGUGUUUAG
Penicillium soppii is the source of this 918-nucleotide messenger RNA. Its product is annotated as VIT1/CCC1 transporter family protein. The transcript is spliced from 3 exons. The coding region runs from base 1 to 918 and encodes 305 amino acids. Gene Ontology annotation, cellular component: fungal-type vacuole membrane. The record is from RefSeq and is a predicted model, not a curated record. Gene Ontology annotation, biological process: intracellular manganese ion homeostasis. Lineage: Eukaryota; Fungi; Ascomycota; Eurotiomycetes; Eurotiales; Aspergillaceae. Gene Ontology annotation, molecular function: manganese ion transmembrane transporter activity; iron ion transmembrane transporter activity.